CCUGCCCUUCUCCCCACUUCUCUUAUCAGCCUUCAGUCAUAAAAGAGGGCUGAACACACACAGGAUCUCUGUACACACUGCUGCUGCAGCCAGUGUCCUCUCAGUCCGCCAGCAGCUGCUUUACUGGGACUUCACAGCUUCAGCAGGAGGAGAUCGGUCAAAGAUGCCGGACAGCAAAGUGACGGUGGAGCUGGGGCUGAAUGGAGCCUCUAAACACCAGUCUGCAGGUGCGGGCCAGCAGCGGCGCGGCGCCACCGUUAGCUUCCACAACAUCAACUACAAGGUGAAAGUGGGAGGAGGCUGUCUGUGUGGAAAGAAGGGUACGACCAAAGACAUCCUCAUCGACCUCAAUGGGUUCAUGAAGCCGGGGCUGAACGCCAUCAUGGGAGCGACGGGGAGCGGAAAGUCAUCGUUUCUGGAUGUCCUGGCAGCCAGAAAGGACCCGGCAGGUCUGACCGGAGAAGUCCUGAUCGACGGAGCUCAUCAGCCUCCGAACUUCAAGUGUCUGUCCGGAUACGUGGUGCAGGACGACGUGGUGAUGGGAACGCUGACCGUCAGGGAGAACUUCACCUUCUCCGCCGCGCUGAGACUCCCAGCCAGCGUCUCUCAGGAGGAGAAGGACCAGAAGGUCAACAGACUGAUCCAGGAGCUGGGACUGGGCCGGGUGGCCGACUCCAAGGUGGGCACCCAGCUGAUCCGUGGUAUCUCCGGCGGUGAGAGGAAGAGGACCAACAUCGGCAUGGAGCUGAUCAUCGACCCGCCCGUCCUCUUCCUGGACGAGCCGACCACCGGGCUGGACGCCAGCACCGCCAACUCCGUUCUGCUGCUGCUCAAGAGGAUGGCGAACAGCGGGCGCACCAUCAUCCUGUCCAUCCACCAGCCGCGCUACUCCAUCUACCGCCUGCUGGACAGCCUCACGCUGCUGGUCAACGGGAAACAGGUUUACCACGGCCCGGCUCCGAGUGCUCUGGAGUAUUUCUCAGACAUUGGAUACACCUGUGAGCCGCACAACAACCCUGCCGACUUCUUCCUGGACAUCAUCAACGGAGACUCGACGGCCGUCACCCUCAGUAACAUGGACAAAGACGACAAUCCAGAUUCAGACACGGUGUCGUUGUCCAGACGGGGAAUCGAAGACAAACUCGUAGAGGAAUACAGAAACUGCCACUACUACAAACAGACCAAAGCAGAGCUCGAAAGGAUCAUUCAGGGCAAAGAGUCGACCACCGUCACCAGAACCUCCAGAACCAUCACCUACAACACAGGCUUCCUGACCCAGUUCAGAUGGGUUCUCAAGAGAACGUUCCGCAACCUGAUGCUCAACCCCCAGACCUCCGUCGCUCAGUUAGCGGUGACCGUGUUCCUGGCGCUCGUCGUAGGAGCCAUUUUCUUUGACGUCAAAGAGGAUCCGAGUGGGAUGCAGAACAGGUUCGGCGCUCUCUUCUUCAUCACGGUGAAUCAGUGUUUCAGCUCGCUGUCGUCUGCUGAACUCUUCAUCUCAGAGAGGAAACUCUUCAUUCACGAGUACAUCAGCGGUUACUACCGCGUGUCCGUGUACUUCCUGUCUAAGAUCCUGUCUGACAUCAUCACGCUGAGGACGAUCCCCGCCAUCGUGUUCAGCUGCGUGGCGUACUUCAUGGUCGGCUUUAAGCCGACAGUGGGAGCAUUCUUCGUCUUCAUGUUCACCGUGGCGCUGGUCGCCUACACCGGCACCGCCAUGGCGCUCGCCAUCUCCGCCGACCAGACAGUGGUCGCCAUCGCCAACAUCUUCAUGACCAUCGCCUGCGUCUUCAUGAUGAUCUUUGCAGGUUUGCUGGUGAAUCUUCCCUCCAUCGUCAGCUGGCUCUCCUGGUUGAAGUAUCUGAGUAUACCGCGAUACGGCCUCGGGGCUCUGCUGGCCAACGAGUUCACUGGUCUGGACAUCUGUCCUGAGGUCAACAACACCACCAGACCACCAGGCUGUACGGGGGAGGACUUCCUGGACGAGCAGGGCGUGGACUACUCCACCUGGGGACUCUGGCAGAACCACCUGGCUCUGAGCGUCAUGACCAUCGCCUUCCUCACCAUCGCUUACCUCAAACUGCGCUUCAUCAGGAAGUUCACCUGAACCUCCAUCAUCACUGGAACAACGUCUCAGAGGGACGAGCAGCUCGGCUCUGUUAUAGUCUAGACGGGACGGUCCAACAAGUGAAAGUGAGGAGCAUUUAUGGGUACAAGUCAGGAACUGGCCUACUUUACUGAUUCAAGGGUGC
Molecule: messenger RNA, 2252 nt
Organism: Centropristis striata (black sea bass)
Lineage: Eukaryota; Metazoa; Chordata; Actinopteri; Perciformes; Serranidae
Product: broad substrate specificity ATP-binding cassette transporter ABCG2-like
Exons: 19
Coding region: 164-2107 (647 amino acids)
Cellular component (GO): plasma membrane
Molecular function (GO): ABC-type transporter activity; ATP binding; ATP hydrolysis activity
Source: RefSeq, a predicted model, not a curated record